ACUCCAACCAAAAAAAAUCGACACACAGAGAGAUAUACCUAUAGAGAGAGAAAGACUUCUUAGAGGGAAGGGUUUCCGAAACCGCAGUUCUUUUUAUAUAUCUCCUAUUUGCGGCGUCUUCUUCUAUAAAACCCACUCACCCAGUGUAUGUUUUGUGUAUGAGAGAGAAGCUGCAGAACUAAAAGGAUAAAUUGUCUUUGCAAUAAAUAUUAGGUUAGAUCCAACUGGAAAAGAUGAGUACGAGCAAGGGGAACAGUGGCAAUGGAGUCCAAGCAAUACCGGCGGGGUCGAGGAAGAUGGUUCUGAGCUUAAAGGAGAUAGUUAAUUGUCCUGAGGCUGAGAUCUAUGCCACCCUAAAGGAUUGCAAUAUGGACCCUAACGAGGCCGUCCAUCGACUCCUCUCUCAAGAUCCAUUUCACGAGGUGAAGAGCAAACGAGAAAAGAAAAAAGAGAAUAAAGAUACCUCUGAAUCGAGGUCUCGUGGUGCUAGUAAUAAUUCAAAUAGAGGCAGCAAGAAUAGUUCAGACCGAUCUCUUUGGCGUGGUGGUUCAACGCCAUAUAAUUCUUCUGAGUCUGGUCCUUUGCAUGGAAAAGGCACGUACAAGAAAGAAAGUGGAUCAAGUUCUUAUCCAAAUACUUCCACUUCAGUGUCUAUUAUGACAGGAAGUAUUACAAACACACAACCUCCAGCCCUCAGCGAUGUUGCUACCACUGAAUAUAAAGCAUCGUCAGAUGAUGCAGCUUAUGGUGUUUCAUCUGGAUUGCAUCCUCCUAGUUAUCAACCUGCUUGGGUGGGUGUUCCAGGCCAAGUAACAAUGGCGGACAUUGUGAAGAUGGGCAGACCACAGAAGAAAGCAACUAGUGCUCAUAAUGUAGCCAACAAUGGUAAUCGUCACCAUGUUGAAGGACAUUCUUCCACUACCUCGCAUCAUAAUUCAUCUCAGGAUGUUUCUGCCAUUGAUGAGUGGCCUUCUAUUGAGAGGCCAGUGGCAGCUAAAAUGCAAGCUGUGUCAGAACCAUCUGUAGAGCCCGAGCUGCAUCCAGAUGCAUCUGACUUACCUUUCGAUGGGAUCCAUCAACAUUCAGAGACUGAGGAGGAGGUUUGGAAUGCAGAAGAUGAUAAUAUUGAAAAUCUUGGCACGAAUGACAUGGUAUCAACUUCUAUUUCCAAUAGGAAUAUUCCAGAGGAUAAUUCUGGAGGUGCAUCUUUAUUCGAGGACCACUUAUAUGAAAACAUGGGCUCAUACCAGCAUCAUGGUCAUCCUUACGAGAAUGAGGAAGUUGAAGAAGUUGGUGUUUCGGUAUCAUCAGUCGCCGCAAACUUGCAACAACUAAGUGUGCAACAAGAUGACCAGGGGCUGCCUGCUGAUGCUGAUGGCCCUUCUGUGGUAAUACCAGAUCAUUUACAAGUUCAAACUGCUGACUGCUCACACUUGAGCUUUGGUAGCUUUGGAUCUGGAAUGAGUGCUGUCUUUUCUUCCGGGCCUUCGGCAACCACACCUGUUAAAGCUAACUUGGAAGAAGUUCAUAGAGAUGCAGAUGUUUCAUCUAUUGAUCAUUCAGACAAUAGAAAUUCUGAGUAUUUUGGAGAUGAUUCUCUUAAAAAUGCGCCUGAUGAUAAUUUAUUCCACAGAACUGGUGCGAGUAGUGGGAGUUAUGAUGCAUCACAACCAGAGGAAUUGAAGCCUGUGAACAUUGAAAUGGCUCAUGGAAAUCAAUAUGCUUUUCCCACGCCUAACACUGAUUAUACAUUUGAUAACGCCCAACACCUAAAUGUUGCAUAUGCUCAAUCUCAAACGAGCUCCCAGAUUCAAAAUCUGACUCCCUACUCGAAUGUUAUGCCAUCACAUACAAAUUCAUUACCAAGCACUUUGUUGGCCGCAAAUGUUCACUCUGCUAGAGAGUCUGAUCUUCAAUACUCACCAUUCCCUGUGACUCAAUCAUUACCUACGAAAUUUGGCAAUUCUGCGUCCUCCAUUGGUGGUUCAGCAAUUUCCAUGCCAGAGGCUUUGAAGACUUCUAGUUUUCCAUCAACACAGCCUACACAACUAUCCCUUUCUGGAACCAGUGUUGCAUCAGGACCUCCCCUGCCUCAACACCUUCCUGUACAUCCAUAUUCUCAGCCUUCUCUCCCAUUGGGACCAUUUGCCAACAUGAUUGGUUAUCCUUUCUUGCCUCAGAGUUAUCCAUACAUGCCUUCUGCUUUCCAACAACAAUUUGCUGGCAACAAUACGUACCAUCAAUCUUUGGCAGCAGUACUUCCGCAGUAUAAAAACAGUGUUUCGGUCAGUAGUUUGCCUCAGUCUGCUGCUGUUGCUUCUGGAUACGGUGGCUUUGGAAGUACAACAACGAUUCCUGGGAACUUCCUUAUGAAUCCUCCUGCUGCCCCUUCUGGAACCAACUUGAGUUAUGAUGACGUUUUAAGUUCUCAGUACAAGGACAGUAGUCAUUUGAUCAAUCUUCAGCAGAACGAGAACUCGCCUAUGUGGCUUCACGGGGCUAAUUCCAGAACAGUAUCAGCAGUCCCAGCCAGCACGUAUUACAAUUAUCAGGGGCAAAGUCAGCAAUCUGGUGGAUUUAGGCAAGGCCAGCACCCAUCACAAAGUUAUGGAGCUCUUGGUUACCCAAAUUUCUACCAUUCUCAGACAGGGAUCUCUCAGGAUCAUCAGCAGCCAAAUCCAAGAGAUGGUUCGCUUGAAGGCUCUCAAGGACAACCUAAGCAGUCUCAACAGUUAUGGCAGAACUACUAAUCUUACUACAUCCUGGUUUUCCAGGGUCUUGUAAUGAGUGUGAAAGUGGCCUUUUCGUGCCAUACUCAACGUUGGAUAAUUUUAUUUUAUGAAGUUCAAAGUGGAUUUGAGUGGCUGAUGUACUUUAUGUAUUUAUUAACAGUUAAUGUAACGUAGGAAUGUGCGUGCUAAUUCGAUGUUAGUCGAGACUCGAUUUCAUCA
Messenger RNA from Olea europaea var. sylvestris, 2951 nucleotides. RefSeq lists its product as uncharacterized. The coding region runs from base 234 to 2750 and encodes 838 amino acids. The record is from RefSeq and is a predicted model, not a curated record. NCBI's taxonomy places the organism in Eukaryota, Viridiplantae, Streptophyta, Magnoliopsida, Lamiales, Oleaceae. Gene Ontology annotation, molecular function: protein binding. The transcript has 10 exons.